Messenger RNA from Saccostrea cuccullata (small rock oyster), 1082 nucleotides. RefSeq names its product homeobox protein engrailed-1-B-like. The transcript has 2 exons. The record is from RefSeq and is a predicted model, not a curated record. Bases 76 to 717 code for a protein of 213 amino acids. Gene Ontology annotation, molecular function: RNA polymerase II cis-regulatory region sequence-specific DNA binding; DNA-binding transcription factor activity, RNA polymerase II-specific. Gene Ontology annotation, biological process: regulation of transcription by RNA polymerase II; multicellular organism development; neuron differentiation. Gene Ontology annotation, cellular component: nucleus. NCBI's taxonomy places the organism in Eukaryota, Metazoa, Mollusca, Bivalvia, Ostreida, Ostreidae.
GGUCAGAACUCGAAAUUGUGAAACAACUAUUUAAAUAAUUUUACAUUUUUGUGGCAUAAAGUUUUAUCUUUAAAAAUGACGGAUGUAAAAGUGAAAGUUGAAUUACAAAGUGAUGGAGAAGAUUAUGAAAUUGAUAUUGAAUCGGAUACAGACAAUGUUCAAAGAAACCCCAUUGACUUGUUAAGAAAUGGACCGUUCACAAAUUUCUCAAUCGAAGAAAUAUUGAAGCCAGAGUUCGGCCUGCGGAAAAGACAGAGUGUUUUUGGUCAAUUAAACAGACCUAGUCCCAAGUCUUCUCCAAAAGAACAAGAUGAAAACAAGUCACCAGUCAAUGUCUCUACAAAAGUGCUCCCCCUCCCUGCCUGGGUCUACUGUACCAGAUACUCAGACAGGCCAUCUUCUGGUCCAAGAUCCAGAAAAAUCAAGAAACAAAAGGAGAAAUCCCCACAGGACGAUAAAAGACCCAGAACGGCGUUCUCCAAUGACCAGCUUCAAAGGCUGAAGGUAGAGUUCGACAAGUGCCAGUACCUGACGGAACAGCGGCGAUUAGAGCUCGCCAAAACCUUAAAUCUCUCAGAGGGACAAAUCAAGAUCUGGUUCCAGAACAAGCGAGCUAAAGUCAAAAAAUCUUCAGGAGGAAAGAAUUUUCUAGCGCUCCAUUUGAUGGCCCAGGGACUAUACAACCACUGCACAGUUCCAGUGGACGGAAUGGAAUAGUGUCGUAAUUCUGACAAAAUUCAGAGAACUUGAAUAUUUGUAUAGUCAUUUUUACAAUGGCAAAUUCAAAAUCAAACCCUAUGGAAUUCGAAGCAAGGCUGUGAUAAAAAACAUAAUGAAAAAAAUGUUGUGUAUAUAGAUACCAAAUUGUAUAGAAAUUUACAAAUUUUCAUGAUAUAUAUUAUACAUAGUACUAGCGAUGUUGGUACGUGUUUUUUUGCAAAUGUGAGACGAUAUAGUAAAUGUUUCCUAUAUAUUUCUUUGUUGUAAUUUGACUGUAACAAGGACCGUGAUAUCUAUUUCUAGCGUUUUGUAAAUGUUGUGAUAGAAGUUUUAUAUUUAUUACAUUGUACAAUUAUAUUAUA